This is a messenger RNA of Venturia canescens, 3662 nucleotides long. RefSeq names its product torso-like protein. Bases 1584 to 2750 code for a protein of 388 amino acids. The record is from RefSeq and is a predicted model, not a curated record. The transcript has 3 exons. Lineage: Eukaryota; Metazoa; Arthropoda; Insecta; Hymenoptera; Ichneumonidae.
AAUUAUUUUUUUUCUUCGUUCAACUGGAAGCAAUUGCGAUAUUUCUAAAACGCAAAUGAAACGUAAUUCAAAGAAUUGGCAUUUUAUUUUUGCAAAGAUCAAUCAGUAGGUCGAUGGGAAUUGAAGUUAAACAAAAGAUUGGGGUCCUUUUCAAUGUCAUUGUGGACUCAUGUUCGGAAAAAAGGUCUUUGUGUACGAACGUUCUCAGUACGAUUUUAUAGCAUCGGAAGUGAAUACUCGAGGCAUAGAGGGACUGUCGAAACUCGAGUUGAACCUUUUCUUCUCGCCUUGGAUGGCAGUGCACCAGGGAAAGAUACUGACAGCGAGUGGAAACCAAACGGUCGAAGCUUGGGCAGCUCAAAAUCUUGUAGCUCCAGAAAUUCCGACCUCGGAUGACAGUACGGACCAGAUUCAUUCUCUGAAUGGUGCUUCGCCCAACGAUUGGAUAGCAGAGCACCUUCUACAUCCAAGCACACCAAUUUUGCUACCGAGUCUCAUACAGCUUCACAAAAACAAAACGUUGUCGCAGACACUCGGUAAUCUUCUUCUGGACGAAGCUUUUCUCGCGUUGCGUCUUGAAAUUUUGUCCUCUCACAUUCAAAAUACCCAAGAUACGGUAUCUCAAAAAACGUGACUCAUAAUACCAAUUUAUGUAAAAUCAAAGUUUUUCGACUAAAAAUUGUGAACCAUUGAAGAAUCUGUGUCUGCAUUACUCUUUGAUUUUGCCAAUGAAUUUUAUACAAGAUAUCACUUCGAAACUCCGUAACAAAUUUUCUCAACCGUCGAUGUUAUAAUAAAUAUCUCUCAAAUAACCACCCUGUUCAUGCUGCACAAUCACGUACAAUUUCAGAUUACAAAAUUCAGUUGUAGAGUACGAAUGCGUGUCACAUAAACUCGGCUCGAAUUUUCAAUUCACCGUUUGACCAAUUACACAAAAACUCCUUUUCGUAAUCGAUCGUAUUCACGAUAGAAAGAUACGGACUGAUCUUUUUUAAAAAAAAGUCCAAAAAGUCGACUCAUUUUUUACUAGAUUAUGUAAGUCCUGUAGAGCAAUUGAUUUCGAUUGAUUAUUUUCUCGAACGAUCGUAUUAGACGUCAGUUAUCAGCAUCAAAUUAUAAAUUCAUUAUUUGUCUAAUUUCAAUAAUUUCUAACGAUAAGUAUUUCUGCUUUGCAUACUGACACAGAACGGUCGCAACUUAACUUAGUAGAUCAAUUCAAAACCGACCACGAAAACACGUGUCUCUACUUCGAAAAUCAAACAAAAGUGAAGAAAAAAUUUGAUAUUCUCAUUAUCCAGAUAAAUAGGUUUGCUGAUUACACGCUCAUCGAAUAUACGUGAGGCCACUCAGGCGAGAAAAUAAAAUUGCUGUAAUAAUAUUCAUCAAGUGUUCUCUGUUCAUUAAUAUUCACAAAAAUGGUAUAAAACUGAGAAUAUUUUUAAGUGUCCGUUCAGUUUGGCAGGUGAAGUUGAAAUGGGCAAAAUCGUGAAUUUUUAAAUUCGUCGCUCCUUUGCACAAAACGUCAUUUUGUAAGAAUAAAAUCCAUUUCUUCUCGUGGCUCGUUGAUAAAAAUUCAAGUUAAAAUGGCAAAAAUGCUGCGAGAAAUAUCAGAAAAAAAUGGAGAAACAUGGACUCGUAGUCCCACUCUGCUGCUGCUGCUCGUAUUAACAGCGACGAUGAGCAACGUCGAGAGCGUAGCUGUGAAACCGCAAUUGGGUGACUCCGUAGCAGUAUUCGGUGGUUUCCAACAUCUCGACGAAUUCAUGAGAAGUUUCAUACACAGGGGCGAGGACGCGAUAAAGCCUUAUAGUGGAGAAAGAGUGAACGUUUUUAAAAACGUAUUGGCCGAGUCGAAGCCUUCGAGGGAGCAAAGAACUUCGACAUUCUCAACUAGAAAAAUUCAAAUUAAAUUAUGCGGCGACGUCGAUGCUCUGCUGAAAACGUACUUCAGCAAUUUCUACAUCGAAGGGAUGCACAAACCUUGGCGCGCUCUCACCGAAGAUUGGUCCGCAGCUGCGACCGCUGAGCGUUUGGGUAUAGACGCUUCCUACCUCACGAGUGAUUACUUCUUCGGCCUUCUCAGAAUCGCAAGAGGACGUGACAGUCAAAAAAUAGACGAUUCGCGUGGUUCCAUGAACGUUAAGGACGACGUUGUCGUGGCAGUAAAAGACCUCGUUACUGAUGGGAUAUCUGGUUUUGCCGAAAUUUUGUCCGAAUACGGUUCACAUUACGUCACUUCUUACACUACUGGAAAUUCCCUUUACCAGGUCUUUGUGUACAAACGUUCUCAGUACGAUUUUAUAGCAUCGGAAGUGAAUACUCGAGGCAUAGAGGGACUGUCGAAACUCGAGUUGAACCUUUUCUUCUCGCCUUGGAUGGCAGUGCACCAGGGAAAGAUACUGACGGCGAGUGGAAACCAAACGGUUGAAGCUUGGGCAGCUCAAAAUCUUGUAGCUACAGAAAUUCCGACCUCGGAUGACAGUACGGACCAGAUUCAUUCUCUGAAUGGUGCUUCGCCCAACGAUUGGAUAGCAGAGCACCUUCUACAUCCAAGCACACCAAUUUCGCUACCGAGUCUCAUACAGCUUCACAAAAACAAAACGUUGUCGCAGACACUCGGUAAUCUUCUUCUGGACGAAGCUUUGCUCGCGUUGCGUCUUAAAAUUUUAUCCUUUCCCAUUGGAGAUACCGAAAAUAGCGAUUUACUCCAGAAAUACUGUUUACUUUAUCUCCAGGAACGUGAUCCAUAAAACCAACACACCGAUCCUGGUGUAAUUUAUGGCUCAAAUAAUCGAUGAAUGGAUCGUUUGGAAAGAUCCUGCUUUUUUAAUAUUUUCCUGUUUAUACUUGGAACUAUUGAAUUCUCCUUCCAGCUGUGAACUAUGAAAAAUGUGUUUUUAAUUUUUUUUUUUUUUUUUCAUUCAUUCAUUCAUUUCUACCAAUGAAUUAUAAAGUACAGAAUAAAAUCAGUUUGAAACUCAGCUAAAUCUUGUGAUCAAUUCUCCUAUUUACUUUACCUUAAAAAACCAUGCUGUGCAAACUUCAUGAUCGAAAAUAAGAAAUGAAUUCAAAACUCAACGAUUGAAGAAUCAGAGAAGGAACUUAAUAAUUAUAUAAAGCAACCUUUUCUGUCUACGAUACAGAAAGUUACGUGUUUCAGCAACUGUUGAAAAAAGUAGUAAUGGGGUGUACUCGAAAAAGCACUUUUAAAUCCUCGGACUGAAAAGUGCACUAAAAAAGCACUUUCAACUUUUAGGAUUUAAAAAUGCUCUUCCUGGCACAGAGAAACGCAUUCUAAGAUUUUAAAAAGGAAGAAUACCACAAGUGAAGAAAAAGACAGGAGGAGCCGAAUGUAACUUCCAGUGUUAGCAUAGCUCGAACCAUCGGUCAAAGAGAAAUAUAGCUAGACAUCUGGCUCUCUAAAAAAUACCAGCGAGUACCGGUCGUGCUUAAAACGUUGAAUCAAACAAAUCCUAAAUAAACAAUUUUUCAAAAUUCUGAGUAUACACCUGGCACAAAUACUCUCUUCCUUCAAAUAAGAAUCAAAUAAAAAAUAUGUGUGCUUAGUCAUAGUAUUCUAACCUGUUAAGGAUAACGAAUUUGAAUAGGAAUGAGUAUGCAAUGAGAGAAAUGUUUCAUGACAGUUUUGAAAAUUUUUGCUA